This is a messenger RNA of Juglans regia (Persian walnut), 864 nucleotides long. Its product is annotated as coatomer subunit zeta-1-like. The transcript is spliced from 6 exons. Bases 105 to 638 code for a protein of 177 amino acids. Lineage: Eukaryota; Viridiplantae; Streptophyta; Magnoliopsida; Fagales; Juglandaceae. Gene Ontology annotation, biological process: intracellular protein transport; intra-Golgi vesicle-mediated transport; retrograde vesicle-mediated transport, Golgi to endoplasmic reticulum. The record is from RefSeq and is a predicted model, not a curated record. Gene Ontology annotation, cellular component: COPI vesicle coat.
CGUGGACAACUGGACAUAUUAUAUUCUUCUCUCCCGUCGAGCCUGAACGAUCGGACACUCGGCCUCAAGUCCAAAGAUUUUCUCGGAGAAUUUCGCCAAACAGCAUGGAGUCAUGCCCUUCCAUAAAAAAUAUCCUGCUUUUGGAUUCUGAAGGGAAACGUGUCGCUGUUAAGUAUUACUCAGAUGACUGGCCCACAAAUAGUGCAAAGGAAGCAUUUGAGAAAGCUGUAUUUACCAAGACCCAAAAGACAAAUGCACGGACAGAAGCGGAGAUAGGAAUGUUUGAGAACAACAUCGUUGUUUACAAGUUUGUUCAAGACCUUCACUUUUUUGUUACUGGGGGCGAAGAUGAAAACGAGCUCAUCUUAGCCACUGUUCUUCAGGGAUUUUUUGAUGCAGUUGGCCUUCUUCUCAGAGGUAAUGUGGACAAGAAGGAGGCACUAGAAAACUUGGAUCUCAUUCUGUUAUGCCUCGAUGAGAUUGUUGAUGGCGGUAUUAUUCUUGAGACAGAUGCAAAUGUCAUAGCAGGGAAGGUUGCAAGUAAUAGCAUAGAUGCUGGAGCUCCUUUGUCUGAGCAGACAAUAAGUCAAGCAUUAGCCACCGCACGUGAACAUCUAACAAGAUCCCUUCUUAAGUAAUGAAUCUUUUUUUUUUUUUCGGGGGUGGGGGGUGUUUUCCGAGCCGGGUUUUUUUUUUGAAUGGACAGAAACUCAAAAAGAAAAUGCAUAUUAUAUCCGAUGAAUCAUUCAUUUUAUGAUUUUUUUUUUUUGGUUAACUUUUUUUCUCCAUAUGUCUUUUUAUUGGUAGUCAAGGAACAUGCAAGCUUUGAUUUAAAAAAAUUAAAUAAAUAGAGUUUGAAUGUUA